AGCAACGUUUGGGUCAUCGUCCGCCAUCACCGCAAAUGUCUCACCAAGCAUUGUCACCCUAUGUCUUCAUAUCCGCUCCUGAUGACCCAACGAAGCAAGACACUAUCAAUAAGCUGAGGGAUAAGGUUGCCUCAAAGCACAAUGACCACGCAGAGCUAUUUCCAUUUGCCCUACCGGAGUUUAAGGUUGGCACCUUGGACUCUCUCGUAGUGUUGUCGGAUGACCUGUCAAAAGCGGACACUACUGUGGAAGGCAUUGCAACGAAAAUUGCGGACAAUAUGAGGAAUCUUCUGAACAACGACGUGGAGCAGUGGAAGAGCAACUUGUCCGUCAAUGAAAAAAGCAUUGAUGCUUUUUUGCGGGGCUAUCAAUGGAACAGUAUGAAGUACCGUACAGACAAAUCCCUACGGGAGCUGACAGAUAUGAUACUCCAGGAAGUGAAUCAAAUUGAUACUUUGAUGAAAACCAAGAUGACAGCAUACACAACCGUGAAGUCCGCCCUACAAGGAAUUCAGAGGAAGCAAACAGGAAACCUGGCCGUGCGAAGUCUUAAUGACAUUGUGAAAAAGGAUCAACUAAUUCUUGAUUCAGAGUAUCUGACGACUUUGAUUGUGGCUGUACCAAAAUCGCUGAUAAGUGAUUGGAUCAAUAAGUAUGAAACCAUAACGCAGAUGGUUGUUCCACGGUCUUCCCAAAAAAUAGCUGAGGAUGAUGAAUAUGCAUUGUUCACAGUAUCCUUGUUCCAACGAGUUGUCGAUGAAUUUACGAAUAAAGCGCGGGAAUUCAAGUUUCAUGUUCGAGAUUUCAAAUGGGAUGCUCAAGCCAUGGCGGCUGAGAAGAAACAAUUGGCAGAGAUGGGGGCAACGGAACGCGAACAAUGGACGACCUUACUGAGAUUGUGUAAGACAAACUUUGGAGAAGUCUACUCGUGCUACAUUCACAUAAAAGCAUUGCGCGUGUUCGUGGAGUCAAUUCUUCGAUACGGCCUUCCACCCAAAUUCCAACCAAUGCUCCUUAAGGCAAAACCAAAACAGGAGCAAAAGUUGAAAGAUGCCGUCAACCGACACUUUGCGCGAUUGGGUGGUGCAGGAUCGACAGGGUCGUCGGCUGAUGACCAGCAGAUUGAGGAACAUCUGCAGCUGCUGCUUGGGGACAAGGAUUAUUCUCCAGUUGUAUUGUUUUAUAUCAACACCAUUGUGUAAGGUCAAUUAAUACAAAGGACUUGCGAACACUACCUGCCGUUCCAGGUUAGAUCGGA
Molecule: messenger RNA, 1258 nt
Organism: Spizellomyces punctatus DAOM BR117
Lineage: Eukaryota; Fungi; Chytridiomycota; Chytridiomycetes; Spizellomycetales; Spizellomycetaceae
Product: H(+)-transporting V1 sector ATPase subunit C
Exons: 10
Coding region: 36-1202 (388 amino acids)
Biological process (GO): proton transmembrane transport
Cellular component (GO): vacuolar proton-transporting V-type ATPase, V1 domain
Molecular function (GO): proton-transporting ATPase activity, rotational mechanism
Source: RefSeq, a predicted model, not a curated record